AUAUUCCCCCGUUGCCUCCAGCUAUUACUGAGUACUAGGAACGACUCGCACCCCCUGUUUACACUGCUUGCAACGCUGUUUUCGGCGUCCCGCAUUCAUGGCACGGGGCGUGAAACUGCCAGAGCAAGCCAAGUUACCCAAAGUCUCCUUCGAAAUCGUCCAGAAUGACGACUCCACACAACCGGCCGGAGUCCAUGAUCUGCAAGCGAGGUCAUAUGGCUACAACGACUUCUCGGAGUUUCAGAAACCAGAUCAUUACAUUCGCUAUAUAGAGCCCUUGGAGAGAGACUUGGCCACCCAGGUGGAAUAUGAUAUGGACGAACAAGACCAGGAGUGGCUUGACGCAGUCAACGUCGAACGCAAGAAGGACCAACUGAACUUGGUCACAUACGAGACUUUUGAGAUCAUCAUGGAUCGUCUAGAGAAGGAAUACUUUGAUUUGACCAAGAAUAUCCCAAAACCAGACUACGCUAUGCCCUCCGAGGACUCAACCUGCGCUGUCUGUGACGAUCCGGAAGGAGAGAAUAGCAAUGCAAUUGUUUUCUGUGAUGGUUGUAACUUGGCUGUACACCAAGAUUGUUAUGGUGUUCCAUACAUUCCGGAGGGUCAGUGGCUCUGCCGCAAAUGUACGGUGUCGCCCGAAAAUCCUGUCUCCUGUAUAUUCUGUCCAAACGAGGGAGGCGCAUUCAAGCAAACGGUUCUUGGGGACUGGGCUCAUCUUCUCUGUGCCAUUUGGAUUCCAGAGACUCGUGUUGCCAACGAAGUCUUCAUGGAACCGAUAUCCGGUUCCGAAAGGAUUCCCAAACAGAGAUGGAAGUUAAAAUGUUCAAUAUGUGGCAUUCGCGAGGGAGCGUGCAUUCAGUGUACAAAAUCGUCAUGCUUUCUCGCAUUUCAUGCUACCUGUGCGAGAAAAGAAAAAUUACUCAUGCCAAUGAAAAGCAUGCAAGGUUCUGAACCUGUCACGCUGACAUGUUACUGCGAGAAACACCUCUCUAAAGAGCAGGUAGAGGCUAGACUGAAAGCUUUGGCCGCGGAUGGCGUCAUGUCAAGUCCAAACUCCAAGCUCUCAAAGUCUGCGAGAGCGUACGCAAAGACGUACAAGACCGGACCACCUUUGGUCCCACAAAUCAUCGUUGAUCGCAUUCUAAACUACAUUACCAAAAUCAUUAUCCGAAAGAAGUCUGAGUUCGUAUGCAUGGUAUGUAAGUACUGGAGCUUGAAACGAGAGGCAAGGCGGGGAGCCCCACUUCUAAAGCGGCUCCAUCUCGAGCCUUGGACUGCUUCCAAUGUUGGGAAAGUGCAGACAGAAGAGGAAAAGGCUUUGAAACUCGAGCACUUGAGACGAGUCCGAAAGGACCUUGAAACGCUUCGCGAGCUUACUCUGCUGAGUCGCAAGCGGGAGAGUCGUAAGCUUGCGCAAUUAGAAUCGAUCCACAGGGUACUGGAGGUCAUUCUGUUCCCGCACGAGGCGCCGAUGCGCCUAGCGUUUGAGAAAAUCCUUGCGCUCGAUCGCAAUGGUCUGUUUAAGCACCCCGUGUCAAAGAUAGAGGUCCCUGAUUAUUAUGACGUCGUAAAGAAUCCUAUGAGUUGGGAUAUCAUUGACGCGAAAUUAGAUCACCACGAGUACUGGGAUUUGGGUGCAUUUAAGAACGAUGUCGAGUUAGUCUUGUCAAAUGCUACCUUGUAUAACAAGCCUGGUACACCCUUCUACAAGACCGCUCAGCGCAUGCAAACUGGUAUUCAGCCCAUCUUAGCUGAUCUUUCUUCAACCCUUCAUCGGGACUCCGUGGUUGACACCACUGUUCCUGAUCCUCAGACGCUCGAUGUGCCCAUGGGUGAUCUUGAGUCCCCAUUGGAACUGCUUGAACUCCUAGGGUCUUCGGAAGCAAUUCAGAACGACUAUCGAUUCAUCCUAAAAACUGAUCCCCUCUCUUCCCUGUUCAACUUUGAGCUCGGCCAGCUCAAACCGCCCCCGCCGCCACCACCACCAAAGCCGAAGGCACCAAAGAAAGCGGCGGCCAGAGUACCCAAAGUCAGAGAACCAAAUGCUUUGGACAUAUCACCUGGUUUCCGCGCGCCGCGCACCCGCCGCGCCCAUGCUGUGCUAGCAGCUUUUGAGGCAGAGGCGGCGGGCAGUGUUGUUGACGCAGAAACCCAUGAUGCAACGGUACAGAAACCCGUGAAAGGGCGGCGUGUACCUACCGCUGCACAGAUCCCGUUAGUCGUUCCACAAGUAGUCGAAGAUGUGGAUAAUCAGGGUUCCUUCAAGAUGUUUGACGCUGGGUGGAUUCUCCCGAGUGGCCAGAAGCGAGGUGGGCGGCAAAUGCUGGACAGGUCUUCGCAACCACCACCGAAAAAGCGUGCGCGGAUAGAUCGCGGAACAUCGCACGUUUCAACGCUCAGCUGGACUACGUCAGAGCAUCAUGUCGUCCAGGACAUCGCACCCUCCGAACCAAUCGCUGGUCCUUCGGCAUUAUCUACCGAACAAAUGACUGAGACGGGACCUUCAGUCAUAGAAGCGACAGUCCAGGAAGCAGAAAUGACCCAAGAAGAACUAGAAGCUCGCAUUGCAUCGAUACGAGUUGAACCGCAUACGAAGGUUAUCACUGAACGCGGGAGGAUUGUUAUCGAGGAAUUGGAUACUCCGGCGACUCGCAGAGAAAAGGCACAGCGGAGGAAAGCGGAAAAGGCCGCGGCUAUUCUUGCGGCACAGCAAGCGCUCAACGCUUCAGAGCCCAGCCAUGAAGACUCGGAUCUAUCGUCUCUAAGUGAACUGGAAAGUGAGGAUGGAGGUGACGGUGACACAAAAAGCGCUGAGCAGCAAUCGGGUCCCACACAGUUGCCUCAGCCUGUACAGGCUGUAAUUCCACCCACGGUACCCACCCGCCGUGAACCGGGCACCAUCAUUCUUGAGGAUGGUAAGAUGCUGGAGGGUGGAACUCUUGUUUGGGCGAAAGCUAGCACUUAUCCAUGGUGGCCGGCAGUAGUGUACGAGCCUGAUGACGAACGAAUACCCAAAGUCGUGAAGAAGCAGCGAGAUACAAUGCGCCGAACUGAGAGCGGUCCACUGCACCUCGUUCAAUUCUUUGACAAAUCAUCUCAAUGGCAAUGGGCUGAACUCAGCAAAUUGUUACUCUUGGGCGAAAACCAAGAACUGGACUCAGAACUGUUGGCGCCACAGUCACGUCGUCAACGUUGGAAGACAAGUAGCAUCAGGAAGGACUGUCGGGACGCAUACCAACGAGCAAUAGCGGAAAUGGAGACAGAAACAGACAUGGGUGCAGAAGCGGAAGGUGGAGAAACGGAACCAAUAGCGACGGACAAUCCCGUCCCUGGGCCUGCUGUCCCAGAGGAUAGUGGAGAACCCAUUAUUCAAUCACCUCAACCUGAACCCAUGAAUGUCGAGGGAACCUUGUAAUAUUUAUGUAUGAUAUAUUGUAUUUCAUCUAUCUACUCUUUUGUGCCAGAACUGAGGAAGUGAUUCGUUG
Molecule: messenger RNA, 3488 nt
Organism: Pisolithus orientalis
Lineage: Eukaryota; Fungi; Basidiomycota; Agaricomycetes; Boletales; Pisolithaceae
Product: PHD-zinc-finger like domain-containing protein
Exons: 18
Coding region: 98-3418 (1106 amino acids)
Biological process (GO): regulation of transcription by RNA polymerase II
Cellular component (GO): MOZ/MORF histone acetyltransferase complex
Molecular function (GO): protein binding
Source: RefSeq, a predicted model, not a curated record